Glarea lozoyensis ATCC 20868 is the source of this 1008-nucleotide messenger RNA. RefSeq lists its product as uncharacterized. The record is from RefSeq and is a predicted model, not a curated record. The transcript has a single exon. Lineage: Eukaryota; Fungi; Ascomycota; Leotiomycetes; Helotiales; Helotiaceae. The coding region runs from base 1 to 1008 and encodes 335 amino acids.
AUGGUGAUCACUAUCGAAAGCAACGCAGAUAUGCCAAUGUGCUUAGGUACGGAAGCGAAGCAGUUGGAAAAAGCCAGAGAACUUGCAGAAGCUCAUUACAACUUGGGUGUCGAAAAAUCAGAGGGAGUUGAAGUCCAAGGUUUUUACAGUAGGACUUUCAUUGUGACCUUGCAGGACAAAAUGGAGGUUGUCAUCCAGUUCCGACCUGAACCUUUAGAUCUUGCUCCAUUCAAGUUGGCCAGGAAGACGCUGGGAGAUGUUGUCCCGGAAAUUGAAUUAUUGAGCGACAAGGAUCUUGAAAAGGAAAAGAUUUGGACUUUUUGUAUGACCAAAAUGCCUGGCAGGGUGUGGUUGAACGCUAUUGGAGGUCCAACGAUGGCAGAUGCUAAUGUUUCAAUCAACAAAUCUUUGGGUCGAAUCUUCUCACAGGGCUAUAUUGAAGGAGAGAGUACGGAAAUGGUUGAAAGGGACAUUCGCCCUCAUCUUGAAAUGCUUGUAGCUUCCGAAAACAGCGCAGUGCGGCCCUUCAGAGAUGUCUCGAAGGAAUUUCUUCGCAAGCUGGAUACGCUGAAAGUAUUACCACUAUUCGUAUCCCACUUCUCACUCAGCCAACUCAACAUUCUUGUCGACGAAAAUCACCAAGUCUCGGGAAUCGUUGACUGGGAGUUGUCACAACCAUUGCCGUUCGGGAUGGGGUUUGCGCGCAUCCAUACACUUGCAGGAGAGUACCGCGAUGGCGAAUUUGAGAUGCCUGAGAAGUUCGAGGAUGCUGAGAGAGGGUUUUGGGACGAAGUUUUCAAAGGACUCACACCCGAUGUUCGCGAUAUUCUAGGCGCAAAUCUGGAAGCGAUACAAAUGGCUGUGUGGCUUGGAACGUUGCUGGAUACAUUUCAUGUGGAUGCUGGCCAGAUUGGAAACUGCAACCCGGUAACGCUCAGAGCUCUGCCCAAAUUUCUUUCAUAUCGAUUACCUUCUUUGAGAGGGUUGGAUCCACCUUAUUCGAACUGA